AUGGCGAAGAUCGAGCGGAGAACUGUAUCCGCCUAUACAAUCGACCACGACCAUUCUGCCAAGAGCGAAACGACUGAGAUGAAAAAGCCCAACGAACGCCUCAAUGUCCUCUACGAGAGGAACUGGACCCGGCUGGUCCACGAGCAGCUCAGGAAGUUCGAGUCGUCCAUCGUGGCCGCGGCCAGGCAGUCCUCGGAGACGCAGCCGCCCGAGUUGGCCAUGGACUCUAAGUGGACCUUCUCGGGUGCUCUGAUAUACUGCAUCACUUUAAUUACUACUAUAGGAUAUGGAAACGUCUCGCCCCGUACAGCUGCGGGCAGAGCAGCGACGGUGGCGUACGCUGCUGCUGGAGUGCCUUUGACCCUGGCCUGUCUAGCUGGCCUAGGAGCCUCGCUAGCCAGACUGGCCCGGCUGGCCUGGCUGAGGGCUACCAAAGGGAAAGUACCCAAUACAUGGCGGAAGGAUGGUGAGCUCGAAAACCACCUCCAACUCCACGAGCAGCAGCGCCUCCUGCCACAGCCAGCAGAGAACAACCAGUACACCUCGUUCCCUCCUCGAAGCCACAGAUCCCCCGGGACUGUGAGGGCCCGGGCCGGAGACAGAGGUCAAUAUUCGCAAGUAUUCGAGAGGGCCCCCACGAGCCCUCGGGCCGCCACGCUCGGUCGUAUCAAGCGCAGUGCCUUGGCUGAUGAGCCGCAUUCCUCCUCAGCUCUUCAAACGCAGACGUUGGAUCGCAAGAAGACGUUUGGGAGUAUGAAGUGUCUGGCCACAGUUCACGGGCCAGGUCGGGGCAGAGGCAGAAAUACCAUUCAGAGGCCGCGAGGUGCUGUGAUUGAGCAACUCAUAGCUGAAGAAUGUGGGGAGAUCCCGCUGCAUAGGAGUCAAGAGGAUUUAGACGAUUCUGAGGAUCCUGAUGAAUCAAUAUGUCCACACGACACGCCCUCCCGAGUGCCUUUGAUCUGGAACGACGAGAGCAAAUCCAAGAGUUGUGCAGUUCCCACCAGCAGCGCCUCGACCAGCGUGCAGCAUCACCACACCAUAGACCACUGUCACGUCCCCAUCGGCAUCGUGCUCUUCCUCCUCUUCGCCUACAUCUGUGUGGGCGCGGCCAUCUUCUCCGCUUGGGAGAACUGGUCCUUCCUCGACGCCGCUUACUUCUGCUUCAUCGCUCUCGCCACUAUCGGCUUCGGAGACUUCGUCCCCACCAGCUUCCUCACCUCCAAACAAAGCACGGAGACCUCCAAAAGCGAAUACAUCCAAAUGGUCGCCUGCUGUGCCUACCUCGUCUUCGGACUCAUCCUAAUAGCCAUGUCCUUCAGUCUCCUUCAAGAUGAAGUCGUGGCUAGGUGUACCCAGCUAGCCAAUAACCUGGGGCUGUCGAAACAAUGACAAUACGAGAAGAGCGACUGCAGCUCUACAGACAAUCAUCUCAGGAUGUUAUGAUCGUUGUUAUAAGGAACUUCAAUCCGUUUACACGGAACGUACUUCUUAAUAAUGGAAUUGUAUUUCAUGUUACCACUGUAUAAAAAAAAUAUUUUCUCAUAUUAUCAGCAUGAUUGAUCUUUAUGGGUGAAAUUGAAACUUUUUACGGAAUUUGUACUCGAAAUUGAAUGACGAUUGU
Ostrinia furnacalis (Asian corn borer) is the source of this 1621-nucleotide messenger RNA. RefSeq lists its product as uncharacterized. Lineage: Eukaryota; Metazoa; Arthropoda; Insecta; Lepidoptera; Crambidae. The transcript has 6 exons. The record is from RefSeq and is a predicted model, not a curated record. Gene Ontology annotation, molecular function: outward rectifier potassium channel activity; potassium ion leak channel activity. Gene Ontology annotation, cellular component: plasma membrane. Gene Ontology annotation, biological process: potassium ion transmembrane transport; stabilization of membrane potential. Bases 1 to 1389 code for a protein of 462 amino acids.